Messenger RNA from Lingula anatina, 1488 nucleotides. RefSeq names its product 26S proteasome non-ATPase regulatory subunit 7-like. Gene Ontology annotation, cellular component: proteasome complex; proteasome regulatory particle. Gene Ontology annotation, molecular function: protein binding; metallopeptidase activity. Gene Ontology annotation, biological process: proteasome-mediated ubiquitin-dependent protein catabolic process. Lineage: Eukaryota; Metazoa; Brachiopoda; Lingulata; Lingulida; Lingulidae. The record is from RefSeq and is a predicted model, not a curated record.
GGUCACACAUGCGCAUAAUAGAAAGGAGCCAUAUUGAAUUUGGCUGCACGAAGUUGUUGUGUCAUUGUGCCGGUUGUUGUGUUUUGAUCAGCUUUUACAGCCAAAAUGCCAGAGACGGAGGUAGCACCACCACCAACGACAGUCGCCGCUUCUGUGCCACCUAUACAAAAUGUUAAAAUAGGAAAAGUUGUUGUACAUCCACUUGUUCUUUUGAGUGUCGUUGAUCACUUCAACAGAAUGGGGAAAGUGGGGAACGUGAAACGUGUGGUUGGUGUUCUCCUCGGCAGCAAACGGGGAGACUGCUUGGACAUAUCUAACAGUUUUGCAGUGCCAUUUGAUGAAGAUGACAGAGAUAAAAAUGUGUGGUUUUUGGAUCAUGAUUACUUGGAACAAAUGUCUACAAUGUUUAAAAAAGUUAAUGCCAAAGAAAAGAUAGUUGGCUGGUAUCACACAGGACCUAAACUUCACCAGAAUGACGUCAUUAUAAAUGAACUCAUCAGGAGAUACUGCCCAAAUAGUGUGCUAGUAAUUAUAGAUGCCAAACCUAAAGAUUUAGGUCUGCCAACUGAGGCGUAUAUUGCUGUAGAAGAGGUGCAUGAUGAUGGUACUCCCACCACUAAAACAUUUGAACAUGUACCCAGUGAGAUAGGAGCUGAGGAAGCAGAGGAGGUCGGUGUGGAGCAUUUACUAAGGGAUAUUAAGGACACCACAGUGGGCAGUCUGUCCCAGCGGAUCACCAACCAGCUGAUGGGUCUGAAGGGACUGCUGUCACAGCUCCAGGACAUACAGAACUACAUCGAGAAGGUGAACCAGGGCCAACUGCCCAUCAACCACCAGAUAGUGUACAUGCUGCAGGACAUCUUCAAUCUCCUCCCAGAUGUCACGCUACAGGACUUUGUGAAGUCCAUGUACGUUAAGACUAAUGACCAGAUGCUGGUGCUCUACCUCUCCUCUAUGAUACGCUCCAUUAUAGCUUUACAUAAUUUGAUAAAUAACAAGCUGCAGAACAGGGACGCGGAGAAGAACGAGGGCAAGGACAGCAAGGAUGAGAAGAAGGAUAAGGAAAAGAAAGAGGGGGAGGGGAAGGAUGCAGAUAAAAAGGACAAAAGUAAGAAGGAGGAGAAGAAAACGGAUUCAAAAGUAACAGAGAAAGGGGCCAAAAAAUAAAGACGGGACUCGUUUGAUCUGUAAUUACAAAUCUCAUAAUUCCUCGGUUAGAACAUUUUCAGCCAAUCACAUUGUAAUAGGUACUGGUGUUGUUAAAUAUUUAAAUAUUGUGAAUUUCACUGUUAGAAAAGGCUUACAAAAUUCAGCCCAGUUUGUCUGUUGGUCAGUCUGUUUGAGGUAAAAGACCUUUUUUCAUGAAGUGCAAACCAUGCUAAGCCACCUUUAUUAUGUAUUUAGAUGUCAUGUUCUUAAGCAGGAAGACUGUCACAAGGCUAAGAGAUGUAUAAAAUGUGAAUAUUAUCCAACAUAAUUAAAUUCUUU